This is a messenger RNA of Eleginops maclovinus (Patagonian blennie), 1024 nucleotides long. Its product is annotated as dynactin subunit 6-like. Gene Ontology annotation, molecular function: dynein complex binding. Gene Ontology annotation, cellular component: dynactin complex. The coding region runs from base 35 to 622 and encodes 195 amino acids. Gene Ontology annotation, biological process: mitotic spindle organization. The transcript is spliced from 7 exons. NCBI's taxonomy places the organism in Eukaryota, Metazoa, Chordata, Actinopteri, Perciformes, Eleginopidae. The record is from RefSeq and is a predicted model, not a curated record.
AUCAACUAUCGAUAACGCCUUCAUCGUUGUGAGGAUGUCAGACUGCAAGCAGAUCGCCGCUCAGAAGAGCGCUAAGAUCGCAGCAGGAGCAGUUGUGUGUGUGGAGAGCGAGAUCAGAGGAGAUGUGACCAUCGGAGCCCGGACUGUGGUGCACCCCAAAGCCCGGAUCAUCGCGGAGGCGGGGCCCAUCAUCAUCGGGGAGGGAAACCUGAUCGAGGAGCAGGCGCUCAUCAUCAACAGUUACCCGGAAAACCAGCUGCCGGACUCUGAGGGCGCCGAGCAGAAAACCAUGACCAUCGGGACCAACAAUGUGUUUGAAGUGGGAUGUGUGUCUCAGGCUCUGAACAUCGGAGACAACAACGUGAUCGAGUCUAAGGCUGACCUGGGCAGGAGGGUGGUGCUGAGCAGCGGCUGCAUCGUGGGCGCCUGCUGCCAGCUCAACACCUGCGAGGUGGUGCCAGAGAACACGGUGGUGUACGGCUGUGGCACCAACCGCCGCCUGCAGAGCGAGAAGCCUCAGCCUCAGACUCUGCAGCUGGACUUCCUGAUGAAGAUCCUGCCAAACUACCACCACAUGAAGAAGACUGUGAGAGGGAACAGCACCACCCCUGUGAGGAACUGACUGAACCUUCUUUACCUCCAUCUAUGAGGAACUGACUCCACCGUCUUUACAUCCACCUGUGAGAAACUGACUCCACCUUCUUUACCUCCACCUAUGAGGAACUGACUCCACCUUCUUUACAUCCACCUGUGAGGAACUGACUCCACCUUCUUUACCUCCACCUGUAAGGAACUGACUCCAUCCUCUUUACUACCACCUGAUAGGAGCUGUUUCUACCUUCUUUACAUCCACAUGCGAGGAACUGACUCCUCCCCCUUUAGUUCCAACUGUGACCUCCACCAACUUUACCUCCAUCUGUGACGUUCACCCAUUAGAGUCAUUCUUUUAGACCUGAUAUAAAUCUCCUUAUUGAUUAAUUCAAUGUCUUUAUAAUUGUUCUCAUAAAGAUUGCAAUCAAAAUGA